GGAAAAAUCCCAUGCAGGCUCCGAGGACACACUUCUCUCUGUCACGUGUAGCAGCUCUUUGUAAAGGUUAACGCGGCUGUGCAGCCCUCCUUAACCCUUUAGUGGCCCGUAGGCUCGUAUUAGUCUGAAGCAAGCACAAUGCAAACCGGAGCACACCGACACGCGUGAUCGAGGCAUGAUCGCGUGGAUACGCGCGGACGCUCGGCUCUGCUUGUCUCUCCUUUGUUUACAACCCCGGCUCGGAUUGAUGGGAGCCAGCGCAGAUCGCGUUUGAGGAAUGGUGAAGUUCACGGGCUCCGAUGAGUGCAGCCGAGUGCGAGGCUUUCAUCUUGCAGUCAACUGCAGAGAGAACAGAGAAAGACGAAGGGAGGGAGACCGACGCUCCCCAAGAGACUGACACGCUGAGGUAGACAGGCCGACCUACAUCCUGCUGUUUACGUGGAGAUCUAGGACACCUCUACGCCAGUUUAGCUCCGUGUGCUCUAUGUUAAACCUUUAACAACCAACUAAAGCAAGAAUUUGGGAUAAAAAAGAGGGAACUAAAGGACUGAUCUGAACUGCUUUGGGUCUGUAGUACUCCAAGGAGCUCGGACACUGAAUUGAUAACCCUUCAAGUGGAUAAAUGUGGGUUGCUAAUGCUGAGCUACAGUUGUUCUUUAUCUUUUUGGCUAAUUUGGACACUUGACUGUUUACCUGGCAUAAAUAUCCAACAUCUACAAUAACUAGACCCAGAGCCGUGGGAGACCAGUUGUUUUCAUCACUACCCCAACCCCCCCCCACCCUUAACCUCUGGCCUAGUUCUUCACUCAGUUCACCAAGCAACAUUUCAAACUGGCUGCCUCUGGACAAAAAUGGAAAAUCUAACAUCGGCUCUCAAAACGUUAAACAAAAACUCAGGGAAUAACCUAAACUGCCUUGAGACCUUCAACGGUUAUGAAGAGUCUCUGCCUUCUAUCCAAGGGACUCCAACUCGUAUGGGGCGUCUCAUCAAACCCAAGCCCAACAUGACCUGCAGGCGAAAGCGGGAGUUCAUUUCCGAUGAGAAAAAGGACGCCUCCUACUGGGAGAAGCGCCGUAAAAACAACGAGGCUGCCAAGCGCUCCCGGGAGAAGCGGCGUCUCAAUGAUAUGGUUCUGGAGAACCGCGUCAUUGCACUGAACGAUGAGAAUGUGAGGCUCAAGACAGAGCUGCUCCAGCUGAAGCUGCGCUUCGGCUUAAUAAGCACUGCCUCCUACAUUGAAAAGAGCCAACAAAUCGGUGCGGGUAGCAACGCAGGAAAUGGAGGUUCCUCCUCCUCCUCUACUCAGUACUACUCCAGUGGUUACUCUAGUGGUUCUCAGGUGAUGGUGAACUCUGACUCCUCUGAAACGGAGCAGUCGGGACGCAGUGAAGGCCACAGGCAGCUGGUGAAAUACUCUCCACGUGGCUCCCUCUCUGACAUGUCUGACGGCUCCUCCAGGGACAGCCCAGAGCCAAUCCCCUUUGAGAUCAAGCAGGAAGGUGACAGGCUGGAGAUGGACAUCGCCAACGGCACCACCACCCAGAUCAUGUUUAACAUCCACCGUGGGCUGACCUCUGUGCCCACCCACCACCAGAUCCAGCAGCAUUCUCAGGAGUUAGAGGCUGCAUAUCACAGCCAAGAGCAGCAGCAGCACCGCCUUCACCAACAGUCCCAACCCCAUCAGGAGCCCGUUACCUGUAUCAACACUGUCAGCCAGGCCGCCUCUCAUCCGCCCGCUGCCCAGAGGAGCGUCAUUCUGUACGGUGCCAGCAGUGCCUCUUAUCCCGUGGACUCCUUGACCAGGACGCAGGAUGCUGAGCUGCUGAACGUGCAAAAGCAGGGCAGCACCAACAGCCAGGUGUGUGUUAGCCAACAGCCCAUUACAGAGAGCUCCACGGAAACAGUGGCCGAGGUGACGAAGCAGCUUGAGAGGAAGACAUUAGAUUCCCCACCGUAUGAGUUCUCAGACUGCCGUAAUGAGGCUAGAGAGAGACAGGUGUACCGAGUUUGCCAACUCCCCCAGCAGCAACUGCAGCAGGAGCAGCAUCAGGAGAGCGAUUCAUCUGCGGAGCUCCACCACAAACAAGUGGAGGGUGUCAGCCACUCACACUUGUACCACCAUCUCCAGCAGCCUCACUCAUACCUCAGCACACAAGACGAGGAGCCACCUGUUCUUACUUAUGAGGGCGGGCCCAGGCAUGAGGCUUAUUACCAAGGCCAAUCAACCUCCUCUUGUAAGGAGGCCACAUCCAGUGAAGGAGAUCCCUGCAGUCCAGAAAAAGAGGCAUCCACAGACGACGAUGAGCUUCCCUCCUCAUCAUGCUCAGAAAUGGGCAGCUUCCACAACCCGCAUCUUACCAUCCACCAGCCUGCCUCGCCUCUGCCCUCCUCCCAGUGCUCUCAGACUCAGUGCUGGGACCCUCAGGGGGAGGUGAGGGGAACCGCUCUGCCCCACAAACUGAGACUCAAACACCGGGCCAUGAGCACCGGCAGCAGCAGCGGCAGCGGCAGCGGCAGCAACUGCUCCGGCCAGGACUCCCCAACCACCCCUCCCUCCGCCACGCCGCCACCUCUCCCCCAACAUCCCUACUUGUCCCUGACGCCCCCACGAAACAUUAAGCAAGAGAGCUCAGGCGGAGUUUGCAAACAGGCGGCCUCAGGGGAGGGGGCCAGGAAGGAGGGUGGGAAAAAGGAGACAGGUGGACGAAGGAACAAGAGGCGCGAUUAGGUGACAUGAACUUUUAGUUGAAGUCGUUAUGACAACUUCAAUGACUCAAAGACACAAUUUCUCAUCGAAGAACUACCCUGCCAUCAUGCCUUUUGCCCUAUGAUUGACUCACCCUUUUUCAGCCCUCAGGACAGGAAACUUGGCUUUUCUACUCCACUCCCACCCAGCGAGGCUGAUCAUCUUGUAGGGCUGUAUUAUAUUUGUAUAUAUUGUACAGAGUUGUCAUUUCUUACAUCCUCUCCAUACUUACAGAUGCACUUUUGUUUAUGUGAUGAGAAGAGGAAUGGAACUGUCCACUUUUUCUACUUUUGUCAUCCAACAAUAUACAGUUGAGUACAUCAGUGAAAGCACAUUUUGAUAACAAAAACACAAAUAAAGAAUGUAGAAAAAUAAACGCUUCAGGCUUUAUCAGUGCUAAAAUUUUGGUACAUAUCCGACUGUAGAGGAGCAUACACGUGUAUGGCUAUCUGCCUUAAUUAAAAUCAAAUGCAAACAUACACUGGGGACAUUCCCUCGACCAAAGAAGCACCAACAAUACUAUCAAUAAGAAGUUCCAUACCUCUUCCCAGACCCUACCUCUACCACCCCAUGCUUUCCCCAGUCAUCUCCAUUAUUUCUCAAAAGAUCACCAUCACCUUUAUUUUUUAAGCACUUGGUUUGUAUAGUACUGUGAUAUAUGAAUAUAUGUAUCUAUUUUAAACAUAUAUUUUAGAAAACAAAUUUGAAUACAAAUUCAACCAAAAAAACAAAAAACAAAACAAAAAAAAACUGCAACAAAUCUUUGGAGGAUUCUGAAAGCGACCCUCCUGUCUCGAAUCGACUCUCUUCAUUGUCUACUGUGGCUACAGGACCCAUUCGAUUUGAAUCACCUCUCACUUGAUUGUUGAGCUUUAGCAUUAAUCGGUUAGUUAAUGCCUAGUUUACACUUAAACGGCCGUCCAUUUUGGAGCGCCAACAGCACUGAAUGGAGAACGCGUUUGUUCCCUGAGGCAAAGGCCUCGUUAAAAAAGAAAAAAGAAUCUUUGGAUUUUCUUACCUUUAACCAGCCUUUAAAUAUUCGGUGGACUUCACCAGCUGCAGGCUAUGAGCCUUUAGUUCAUUUGAGCUUUAUCGACCAUAUCUUCUUGUUGUUACCAUUCACUGGCCCAGUGUAUUUAUUUCCCCUCCCUUCACACGCCCAUCACUGUAGAAAAAGCCCACAGGAACAUAGAUGGAGAAUGUGUACAGCUCUUUUUAGAUGCAUACUGCAGCCUUGAUUUUGAACUUUCACGUCAGACAUGGGACGCUUGGGAGGCGUGAACGAAAGCAGGAGGAAUUAAGUCACAUUCUUAUGAAACACACUACAGUGCACUGAGUCUCAAAGUUCCUCUUGUGGAAACACCUAAGAAGAGAGCCCUCCACAACUACUGUUUACUUUUAUUGUCAUGAAAAAGUGGUUUUGUAGUGUGACCAAACAUGGCCCCUAUGGCUCGCAUUCAACAUGCAUAACUGAGUUAAUACAGCUCAUAAGCUGACGCUACAGCGAAGUUCUCUAACUCUUUGAUCGAGCGAAAAAUUCUGAAAUGAACGAAGAGAGGGCACUUCCCUUGUUUCCCAUGUUUCUCCGUUGUUCAUUUUCAGGGGUUAUUCGUGGUAGUUCUGCUACUGGGCAGUGCUGAAUUGCCUUCACUGGAUUCUAGUUUUUAAAAGAAAAAAGUCUAUGUACCAUGUUUGGCUUUUUGGUGCUUGUGUAUAAAUGUAAAGUUUCCCCUCCCCGCCCUCAAACAACACUGUAACGUUUGUUUCAUUGGUUUUUAUAUCCUGUUUUGUUUUGUUUUUUAAUUUUUUUAUAGUCAAGAGGUGAUGUUCUGUUUUCCUCUAUACUGUGUCUUUUUUCCUACUGACUGUGAUGACAUGUAUUUGCCUCAUUACCCUCCCCCCACCCUUUUCAGUGUGUAUUAAUCAGUAAUGUUUGUGGUUUUGCUGAUGGUUUUAAUGAAAAAGACAAGGACAAAAAAAAAGAAAAGAAAAAAGGCGAAGAUAGUGUGGUGUGUAGAGAUGGGUGGUGGUUGGUCUGGUUGGUCAUUACCAUCGCUUCCUUUUGACAUAUGUAAAGACACUAAUGUUCAUUGUGGAAGAUGGGAGCAUUUCAAGAAAACUCGAAUAAAAAAGAAAUAAUGUUGACCCGUCAACAUAUCAAGAAAA
Molecule: messenger RNA, 4913 nt
Organism: Oreochromis aureus
Lineage: Eukaryota; Metazoa; Chordata; Actinopteri; Cichliformes; Cichlidae
Exons: 2
Coding region: 852-2729 (625 amino acids)
Biological process (GO): circadian rhythm; regulation of DNA-templated transcription
Cellular component (GO): nucleus
Molecular function (GO): DNA binding; DNA-binding transcription factor activity
Source: RefSeq, a predicted model, not a curated record